UGAGGAGGAAAUAAUCACAGUGUUCCCUUCUCAUGAAUUAUUAAGUAGCCCCCUGCCUCUUUUAGCUUGACUCAAAAUGCUGCAUUUUCAUCUGUGGGUCUGAAGCGGAGAGCAAGGGUGUUUUUUUUGACAGCUGUAUUACUGCUGAUAAGCAAGACUCUGCGAGAUGAUCAAGUACUGAGACACGCAUCCAGAACAGCAGCACAGCAGCACUAUUCACUACGAGCAGUGGCAGUCAGUAGCAGCAGCAGGAGCAGCAGCAGCACUAACAGCAGCAGCAGCAACAGCAACUCUCUCGUGCCUUUUUCUUCUUCUUUGUGGAGUUGUAAUCUGUUCUGAGGACAACAGCCAGAGAAGACGGGACAAGUGGAUCAGGGCUGACAGCUGUCAUCAAAACAACCCCAAACGCAGAGCUGGCUGCCCACAUGCCGAUCGAAUUUGUUUGCAAAAUCAAAUUUGCAGAGGAGGAUGAGAAGCAGAAAGGCAAGCAGGAUGGGGACAAGGAGAGCCUGAUUGAGGAGAGCUGCUCACCUCCAGCUAAGGACCUGGUCGGCUUCGCCAACUCCAGCUCUCUCCACGGGAUUAACCACAUCUUUGUCUCGGGGCGCCUGGGCAUUCGGCAGACCCUCUGGGCACUUGCCUUUUUGGCUUCUCUGGCACUCUUUCUGUACCAGGCGGCAAAGUGUGCCAUCUCUUACCUGGAGCACCCUCACGUCACCGCUCUGAAUGAGGAAGCGAGCCCUGAGAUGGUCUUUCCCGCUGUGACCAUCUGCAACAUCAACCGCUUCCGCUUCUCCGCUCUCACCGACGCCGACAUCUACCACCUGGCUAACCUCACAGGUCUACCACCAAAAAACCGGGAUGGCCACAAGCCCACCGAUUUGGACUAUCCUGCGCCGGACAUGCAGGACAUCUUCAACCGGACAGGACAUCAGCUGGACGAGAUGCUGAAGAGCUGCAACUUCAGUGGACAGAACUGCUCUGCUGAGGACUUCUCUGUGGUCUACACCAGAUACGGAAAAUGUUACACUUUCAACGGGAACAAGUCGACGUCCAGGAAAACCAAGCAAGGUGGAAUGGGAAAUGGCCUGGAGAUUAUGUUGGAUAUUCAACAGGACGAGUAUCUCCCCAUCUGGAAAGAGACAAAUGAGACGUCGUUAGAGGCAGGGAUCCGCGUGCAGAUCCACAGCCAGGAUGAGCCUCCCUACAUCCACCAGCUGGGCUUCGGAGUCUCCCCGGGAUUCCAGACCUUUGUUUCAUGUCAGGAACAAAGGCUGACCUACCUGCCCCAGCCCUGGGGGAACUGCCGCUCCACCAGCGACCAGAUGAUCCCGGGAUACGACACCUACAGCAUCAGUGCCUGCCGCCUGCGCUGCGAGACCAGGGAGGUGCUCCGGGAGUGCAACUGCAGGAUGGUGCACAUGCCAGGAACUGCCGAUAUCUGCACUCCCAGUAACAUCAAGUGUGUUGACAAGGCGCUUGCCCUUCUCCAGAAGAGCACUGGGGACACCUGUCCCUGUGAGACACCAUGCAACCUGACCCGCUACGGCAAGGAACUCUCCAUGGUCAAGAUCCCCAGCAAGGGCUCCGCUCGCUACCUGUCCAGGAAGUACGACAAGUCUGAGGAGUAUAUCAGAGACAACUUUCUGGUGCUGGACAUCUUCUUCGAGGCUCUUAACUACGAAACAAUUGAACAAAAAAAAGCGUACGAUGUUGCAGGUUUACUAGGUGACAUUGGAGGCCAGAUGGGCUUGUUCAUUGGAGCCAGUAUUUUGACAAUCUUAGAAAUUUUGGAUUAUGUUUACGAGGUGAUCAAGCACAGGCUGCAGCGUCUGCUGAGGCCACAGAAGGAUGAGAAGAAACAACAGACGACCACAGUUGCAACUGUGGAUCUGCAAGAUAUGAAAGCCAGUAAGGAGUCCAGUGAUAUGACCAUGAUCAGAAGUCAUCCUGAAGGAGCUUACGCCAAUACGAUUCUACCGAACCACCAUCUCCCCCACCACCAAGGACAGCCACAUGUGUUUGAGGACUUUGCCUGCUAGAGCCGGCGGCCAUCUUUCCAUCCUGAUGACAACAAAAGUUGUGUCCUCUCUGGGCUGGAUCGGGCAUCAAAACAGACCCUGGGACCUCAGUUCUAUACCUUUCUUGCUGUCACCAGUGAAAAAGCUACAGCCAAAGUUGAACACCAAACCUGUGCUGCAAACAGACCACUUGUAUGUAAGCACAGAUUGGACCCCACAUUACUGUCCAGCUGGAGACGCCCACCUUCAAUCUUCCUACAAUUGACAGCUGGCCACUCUGCGAUUUCUAUACUGGUUAUUUUGGUACAUGGUCACCACAUGGGAACAAGACAAGGACUGCAUGUCAUUUUGAGCCAUCUUGAUUCAUUUCUACUCAACUCCAGUAUCUUGAUUUGUGUACCUUUCUUAAUUUGUUAUUAUUAUUCUCAAUAAGUUCUCACUCAGCUCACUGUUUUUGAAUCAUUGUAAAAUAUGUCAUUAUUUGAUGAGACAUCAUUUCCCCUUUAUAUUGUAUACAAGAUGAGUAUAAGACAGGUGGUCAUAUUCAAUCGAACCAUUAUACAGAGAUAUCAAACAAAAUCAGAGGAAUUACAUUGAUCUUUUGGCGUGUUAAAACCAUACUAUCCUCGCUUUGAUGAUAGGGCCCAUACUGCGUACCAGCUAUACACUAUUUAGUAUUUAUUAGGAUCCCCAUUAGCUGCUGCCAAGGUAGCAGCUACUCUUCCUGUGGUCCAAGCAGGGUUAAAACAAUUACAUCACAACCAAACACAACAGCCGAAAUCAUAAAUAAAACAACGCAUCAUACAAUAUAUUACAUUAUUGCUCUUUUAUUACAAAUGUACAAUAUAAAAUCCACAAUACCACAUUACAAAUGUGUGUGUGUGUGUGUGUGGAGAGUGAGUGUGUUAGAUUGUGUGUAAGUGUUUGGGUCUCUUCACAGUCCUCGUUGUGCCAUGAGGUGUUGUUUUAUCUGAUUUUAGUGCUCGCUUGAGUUAUUUGGUGUGGAAGAGAGUUCCAUGUAGUUAUGGCUCUAUGUAGUACUGAGUUUCCCAGAGUCUGUUCUGGACUUCGGGACUGUGAAGAGACCCCUGGUGGCAUUUCUUGUGGGGUAUGUAUGGGUGUCUGAGCUGUGUAUUAGAUGUUUGAACAGACAGUUUGGUGCUUUCAACACGUCAAUACCUCCCACAGAGGCAAGCAGUGAGGAGGUCAAUCUCUCCUCUACUUUGAGCCAGGAGAGAUUGACAUGUCUGGUUUAUGGGAAAGGUGUUUUAGAGAGUAGCAUUAUACAUUUACAUAGGUUCAACCUGAACACAAAGAGAAAGCACUGUUUUAAAUGGAUAAUUAUUAAUUUAAUUCAACACUAAUACUAAUUUUUGUAAUUGAUUUAUAUAUUUUAGAGAAAAUUAUUUUAAAAAUAUAUACAUAUAUAUAUAUAUAUAUAUAUAUAUAUAGCUGUUAUGAUUGUAGUAAUCACACUGACAUAUUGUUUAUUAGCAAAACCAGUCAGAAAGAUGAUUGGAAUUGCCUUGCUCCAUCCAAGCAACAAAAUGCACAUAGAUAUGGUUAGUAUGACUGUCAUUAUUUGUAUUUUAUUUACUGACUUGGGUGAAGUUCUUACAACAAUUAUGGUGUCCAUAUUGGGUCAUCAUUCAAAAAGGCAAUGAAUAGCAAGCAACAAGCUGUGCUGUGAAUCCCCUUGACAUGGAUGAAUCAGAAUACACACAAUUGAGCACAUUCCACAGUCUGUAGUAGCUGAGCGCCUCUAUUUAAAGAAAGGGCCAGAAGAGUCCUUUCCCAUAAAUCCCUGUUGGAAGCAAAGUUGCUUCCAAAAUAAUUGCUUUAUGUCUCCUGCACAAUCUCUUGGCUUAGAUAGUGAAUUUGUUACAGUAAAAGUUUAUCCUGGACUAAAACUGCUGUCCACUCCAGUGUAGAACAGCCUCAGUGAAAGACCUAUCACUUUGACUACUGUCUGAAAAUCGACUGUAGGUAUACGAUUUUGUAUUUUGCUGGGUUAUUCAUUUAUACCUCACAUUACAGCACACAAUCACAUAAAU
Molecule: messenger RNA, 4075 nt
Organism: Oncorhynchus mykiss (rainbow trout)
Lineage: Eukaryota; Metazoa; Chordata; Actinopteri; Salmoniformes; Salmonidae
Gene: asic4a
Product: acid-sensing (proton-gated) ion channel family member 4a
Biological process (GO): sodium ion transmembrane transport
Cellular component (GO): plasma membrane
Molecular function (GO): ligand-gated sodium channel activity
Source: RefSeq, a predicted model, not a curated record